Messenger RNA from Microthlaspi erraticum, 765 nucleotides. Lineage: Eukaryota; Viridiplantae; Streptophyta; Magnoliopsida; Brassicales; Brassicaceae. The record is from the annotation of a GenBank genome assembly.
AUGUCGCUAUCCGAUUUCUACAAGGAUCAUCCUAAUUACCGCACAAGACUUGUGCUUCACGUCAGAGAUUCUAUGGAAGAUACUGUUCAAGCUUCAGCUGCAGCCUUGGACCUAAUCAAGAACAAGCAAGUGAGCGCCAUCAUCGGACCAAGAACCUCUACUCAAGCAGAAUUUAUGAUGAAAAUGGCCAAAAAAUCUCAAGUACCGAUCAUCACAUUCUCUGCAACAAGCCCUCUUUUGACAUCCAUCAACAACCCUUACUUCGUCCGAGCCACUCUUGACGACUCACUUCAGGUCGAGGCCAUUGCAGCCACUGUGAAAUCCUUCUGGUGGAGAAGCGUCGUGGCCAUGUAUGUGGACGACGAGUUAGGUAAAGGAAUCAUGCUGCAUUUGUCUGAUGUCUUACAAGACGUGGAAGUCCAUAGAAGUGUGAUAUCUCCGGAACCUAGCGAUGGUCAGAUAUAUGAGGAGCUUUAUAAGCUCAUGACGAAUCAGACGAAGGUAUUCGUUGUCCACAUGGAACCAGGUCUCGGAUUCCGGGUUUUGCAGAAAGCUAGAGAGAUCGGAAUGAUGGAGGAAGGGUAUGUAUGGAUACUAUCAAAUGGAAUGACGCAUAUGAUGAGAUAUACGAACCAUGGUCGUGGCUUGGAGACUAUGCAGGGCGUGUUAGGUGUGAGGAGCCAAGUCCCCAAAUCAAAAGAGCUUAAAUUUCCGUUUGAGAUGGAAGAGGAAGUUCGUGAAAGACAAUCCAUCGAUGGAGGAUAA